GCUCAGGGUAAACUAGCGUCGGCCUGUUUGACGCUCAGGAAGUGGAUUAAACCACCGAGGAUCCCCGUAGAUAGCGACUGUCCCAAUGCGUGAGAGGGGUCUCUACGCCCACUGAAACCCUUGUUAAAACACCAGGGAAAGAUUUAUUCAAGAGGAUAAUGCUGAAUGGUUGCGCUCAUGAAAUUCACCAGAGACAUAUGCCGGUUGUUGGGACUCGGAAGCGGCCCUGCUGUGCAGCAGCAGGAGGAGCCGAUGGACUGUAUUGCUGCAACCUCUGACCCAUGUCAUGAUGCCACUUUAUCACAGAAUGCAUUAAAUGAAGAGGACCUGAGCGAGGAGGAAAAGGUCAGACGGAAAGCAGAGCGACGGCGAGCCAAGAGGAAGCGCCGCCGGAAAAAAAAAAAAGCAAGAGCAGAUCAAGCAAAAUGAUGGCGCUGAACAGGACGAUGAAGAGGAUGGCGGCGCAGAGUCUGAGCUGGAUGAAAGCGAAUCAGAAGCAGAUGUUGCUGAAGAGGAGAAACAAAGGGCAACAAAGGAGGAGAACAAAGAAACAAAAUCAGCUGUUCCUGACAAGCAUGUUAGCUCUCUGGUUAUGGCUCCCACAGGACUCAAAGGGCAGCAGAAGACAAAAGCCAAGUCAACUGAAGAGGAGCCAGAAUGGGAUGUGAGCAGUGCCUUCUUUGCUAAUGCUGCUAGCCAUAUCAAGCCCAAAGGAUCAAGUCGCAAAUCCAAAGAAAACAAAGAGAAUGAGGCCAGAAAAGAGACAAAUGGAACUGACAAUAUGACCAAGAAAAGUGCAUCACUGACGGAAAAAGGUAUUAAGCUGGUGCAGGAAGGGCAGUAUGCACAAGCAGUCUGCAUGUUUACAGAAGCCAUAAAGUGUGAUCCAAAGGACUACAGAUUCUUUGGAAACCGCUCGUAUUGCUAUUACUGCUUGGAGCAAUAUCCUCAGGCGCUGGGAGAUGCAGAACGCUCCAUCGAGCUGGCUCCAGAGUGGGCCAAAGGAUACUUUCGCAAAGGCAGAGCUCUCAUUGGUAUGAAGCGGUACAGCGAGGCUGAGAAGGCCAUGGAGCAGGUGUUGAAACUUGACAAAGACUGUGAGGAGGCAGUCAAUGACCUUUUUAGCUGCAAAGUCCUUCAACUAAUGGAGUUUGGAUUUGAAGAGAUGCAAAGUGUGUCAUUGCUGGAGAGAUUUUCAUCUGUGCAGGCUGUUCUGGCAUCUUGUUCAGAGUCAGCAAGAGCUGGAGGCCAAGAUGCAUCAAUUGUGCAGCCAGGAAGCCCUUGCCCAUCUCUUUGGGUAGGAAAUGUGACAACAGAGAUAACCGAGAAACACUUAUGGGACCUUUUUAAAAUGUAUGGCGAUAUAGAGAGUAUCCGUGUGCUGCAUGAGAGAUUUUGUGCCUUUGUCAAUUUUAGGAAUGCAAACAUGGCAGCCCGAGCAAUGGAAAAGCUAAAUGGGUAUUGCAUUGAGAACACGCGUUUAGUUGUUAGGUAUCCUGACCGCCGCACUCAGAGGGUCCUUCCUAUUCCACUUAGGACUUUUCUUCCCAUCACACAGCAGGCAGGGACAGCACCUGGUCCUCGAAGACGUGGUCCAGUUAAUGGAGAUGAGUGUUACUUUUGGAGAACCACCGGCUGCCAUUUUGGGGACAAAUGUCGCUACAAACACUUUCCUGACCAGAAAGGCAAGGACAGAAAACCCUGGCAGCCUUGAACUAUGUUCAAACUGUGCCUCGGCGGUGGAAUCGAAUUGCUCCAAAAUCUGCCCACAAAAGCUUGAACUAACCGCAUCGGGAUCUCUGGACUAAAAAUAUUUUGGUAAAAAAUUACAGGCAGGCAGAGGAGUUGGGAAUAGUUGCACAUUAGACAUGUAAGACUGAGAGCGCCAUGCUGGUUCUGUUACCCAGUGAUCUCAAUGGAUGCCUUUUCUCAAAAGUACAAAAUUAACCAUGGAGGGAUAAUGGUCACACUGGCAGCCCUAUAGGGACUUUUUCUCACUGGAACUUAACACUUGCUCACAGUUCAUGGAAGUAAAACUGUUUGAGGGGAUAGAAAAUCCUAACUCCCCCUUGUAUAAUACAGGUUUUAAAAAUACCUUUUAAUGGAUGUCAUAGACCUCGCAGAAUGCUAACCGACCCUCAGUUUGUGAACGCUGCUGCAUUUAGGAAAUGAGGUGUACUCAUUUCCUAAAUUUGCCUUUAUAUCACAUAAACAUGCAGGUUAUAUUUGGAGCAUAAGUUUGUGCCAUUAUCAGCAAAUAACCAAAGACAUUUCAGCACUUCCCCUAUGCAACUAAAUCAUUCAGCCUUGGGUACGAUUAUAUCGUCAACUGGACUGAAAGACAACAAAACAGGCGUAGAGAUUGUUGAGUCAGUAUGGUUAUGCUAAGGCCUGAUUAUCUUCAUAAUGCAUGUGAGGCAUAAUGAUGUCAAAAAUCUCAUGUAGCCUGAUGAAAACAGUGCCUCUUAAGAUGGUAAUGCCUCAUUUGGUGAGUCUGUCUGAGAAGUGUUCUUUUUUCUGUAUUGAAGGUUUGAGGCCUGUUUUGAUUUGACUGACUAGAUUUCAUGACAUGAGCUGUGAUAUGUUUCAGUUUCAGUUGGGUUCAUAGUUUUAAAAAAAAGCUAAAUCUGUUUAUCAUAACCAAACUAAGGUAUUUAGGUGUGCGUUUAGUAGAUUUUAUUAUUUUUUUGACCCUCAACUAAUCGUUUUGUGACAUUUGCUUUAGGUCUAUGCAAACAGUGUCAGAGAAUCACAUCUUCCUCACCCCGGGCAUAAAUAGACAAAUAAAAAUCAGUAAUAUGUAUCAUUCAUUCUUAAACCUUUCGAAAAUCAGUGUUCAUGACCUUGGGGCCUACAUGUCAGUAUUUCACUAGGCUGAAGAAUCUGAUGGCUUUACAUAGUUUCAACACUAGCUGGAGAAUUACACACUCGCUGGCAUGCUUUUUGUCACUUGCUCGGCAACAAGUACAGCUGAAGUCCACACUACAUUCACUAGUAAACUAUGCACUGCGUAGGAAGAGUAUUUAUUUUCCUAUUUAUACAUAUAUGCAUAUAUAUUUUUUAACAAGGGAUACUUUACAAACUUACAAACCCCCCCAGUUUGCUUAGAACCAUAUCACAUGUUGCACUUCUUCUUUCCUUUUAUGGUUUUUUGUGGUUAAAACUUGUGACAAUGGAAUCGGACAAAAACAACCCCCAGACUGCACUUGUUUUUUAAACAUUUGCUGUUUCCUCAUUGAAUUGAUGGUGUUCAGUAUUUGAAAUGAAAUUCUUUAAGGGUAUAAAAUUAUUUUUGGCCCACUAAUAUUUGAUUAAAGCAUGUUAUACUUAAAAUUUUAGUGUUUUUAAACAUUUCAAUCUGGACUUUUUUUUUUUUUUUCUUGUUCCAAGUACGUUUAUUCCCUCUAAGGAAUUAUUUUAUUUGAAGUUAUGUAUGUAUACAUACCACAAAGAGUGCUGAGGUUCUUUUAAUCUACCAAAAACUAUGUAUUUUUUUUUCUGUAAUGCAAAUAAGAGUUUUAUAUUUAAUAAAGAUUUUGUCCCAUCUGCUAA
This is a messenger RNA of Cyprinodon tularosa, 3552 nucleotides long. RefSeq lists its product as uncharacterized. The transcript has 16 exons. Gene Ontology annotation, molecular function: protein binding; RNA binding; metal ion binding. Bases 593 to 1714 code for a protein of 373 amino acids. NCBI's taxonomy places the organism in Eukaryota, Metazoa, Chordata, Actinopteri, Cyprinodontiformes, Cyprinodontidae. The record is from RefSeq and is a predicted model, not a curated record.